AUGUCACACAGCACAUACAACAAGCAAUGGGCAGAGGCCGAGUCAGCCCUGGUGGACCUUCUCCAGCAGGAGCUACCACCAGAGCCCCCCAAACCAGAAAAGGACAGAUUAGCUGCCUUUCAGCUGCUGGCUACCAUGUACAUCAAAUACAUUCAGAUCUUCCGUAAACUUGAACAAUCUUAUGAUCAGGUGGUACAUCCACAGAAGCGCAGAGUCCUUCGUCAUGUACUUGAUGGAGCAAUGGGCAGAAUUCUAGAGCUUAAACAUGAGAUGGUGACUCUGGAGUUUUCAGAGUAUCAUUACUUUGAUGAUGUUCUGUCAGAUUUAAAACUUACUCCGAAUGAUGUUGAAAUCCCUAUACCUAAGUACUUCAUCAAUGAAAAAAUGGAAAUAUUGAAAGAAAGAGAAAAAUUGCUUGGACAAAUUUUGACAAAGGUUGGACCACAAGACAAGGAAGAUCACAAAGAGGAAGUUAAGAUGUCCCUGGAGGAUGCUAUCAGAAUAAUUCAGAUUCAUGAGCGUGCAAGACAGGGACGUCUAAGGGCAAAGUUCAUGAAGGAAAUCCGCGAGCAAGAGGAGCGUGAAAUCAUGGCUCAGACACGUGGUGCCCCAACACUAGAUCCAGAUGUUGCUGCAGUUAGAAUACAGAAGGUGUGGAAAGGUUUUGCACAAAGAAGGAGAACAAAAAAGGAUAGAGAUGAAGAAAUGGUGUUUAUUGGAAUGGCACCACCCCCGAUGCCAACAAGUCUAAAGAACACACCACAAGCUCUUGCUCUGAAGACUGAGGCCCAGCGUAGACAAACCCAGGGUACAUAUGAACACGAGUUCCAGCAAUCCCUGGUCACUAUUAAGGAGAAGAUCCAAGAAACUGAGGGGCCCGAUAUCAAGGAGACCAUGAUGGACCAGAUUCGACAGUGGUUUAUUGAGUGCAGAGAUUCUACUGGAAAAUUCCCCGAAUACCCAGAUGAGGAUGAUGGUGGUUCAGCAGCCAUAUUCAAACAGAAAACUCCAGAGGAGUUGGAGGCAGAGAUGAGAGAGAAGGAGGAAGGUGGUGGCAAGAAAAAGGAUAAGAAAGGAAAGAAGAAAGACAAGAAAGAUAAAAAAGACAAAAAAGACAAGAAAGGAAAAAAAGGAAAGAAGGGAAAAGGAGGAGAUGAUGAAGAGGAAGAGGAAGGCUGGAAGAUGGCUCCCUCUAGUUUUGUUCCUGCCAUCAAUGAAGGCACUGAUGAUUACAAAGGCGUCUGGCAGACAAGGGAUGAGAAAGACAACUUUUCACAGAAACAUGACUCCGAGCUUAUCAAAGAAGAAAAACGUAAAGAAGUGGAGGAGGAAAUCCGUCUCCAGGUUGAUGAGUUAAUGAGGACAGAGCUGAAAAACCUGAAAGCAGCUGUAGACAGAGAUAAGGGAAAGAAGAAAGGCAAAAAAUCGGGCAAGAAAAAGAAGAAGAAGGGGAAGAAGAGUGGAAAGAAAGGAAAGAAGAAGAAGAAGGAGAAGGAUUUAACUCCAGAUAGAACCAUAGAGUCACUGUAUGAAGAAAUGGUGAUGAAUGGCAUUAUUGUGCGGACGCCCAACAUCAAGCUGAUGGACUAUGAGGGGGAGUACAGUUACCUGGGUACCACACUGAGACAGGCUAAUAUAGAACCCAUGCCUUCUCUCAGUGAUGUCAGACGACUAGUUACAGAGUUCGGCAUCCUUCCUCUUGGUUCACCGGCUGUACACGAGAAAGCCCCUCUAACUAAAUCCAUACUCUUAGCCGGUCCCAGAGGAACUGGUAAAAAAAUGCUUGUUCAAGCCAUUUGUAAUGAGACUGGAGCCAACAUGUUCGAUUUAUCACCAGCAAAUAUAGUGGGAAAAUAUCCUGGGAAGGAUGGACUCAAAAUGUUGAUGCAUUUAGUGUUUAAGGUUGGACGAGAACUUCAACCAAGUGUUAUAUAUAUUGGAGAUUGUGAAAGGAUGUUUAAAAAGAAAGUGCCCAAAACAGAUCCAACAGACCCUAAAAGGUUAAAGAAGGAGCUUCCGAAAGCCCUGAAGACAAUAAAAAGUGAUGACCGCCUGCUACUAGUUGGAACAUCUCGCUGUCCAUUUGAUGGAGAGAUGAAACCUUUGACUAGCUGUUACCAGCGGAUAAUUCUCAUCCCUCGUCCAGACUAUGCCUCACGACACUUGUUAUGGCGUCGGAUCAUUUUGAAAAACAAUGGUGUAUUGACUGCACACCUUGACAUCAGUUCAUUGUCCAAGGUCACCGAUGGGUACACACCUGGUCACAUGGCUACAGCUGUUCAACAGGUCCUCACAGAGCGACGCAUACAGACACUUUCAAAGAAACCACUUCAGGCUGUUGAGUUCAUAGCGCCACUCGCUAGGAUUGACCCAAUUUAUAAGGAGGAAGAGGAGUCUUUUAAGUCAUGGUAUGCUAAGACUCCUCUUGGUAAGAAGCGUGCUAAGGCUGCAGCAGCUGAUGAGGAUGAUGGAGGAGGUGGUAAGGGAGGAAAAAAGGGCAAAAAAGGAGGCAAAAAGAAGGGAGGAAAGAAGAAGAAAAAGAAGUAG
Messenger RNA from Ylistrum balloti, 2547 nucleotides. RefSeq names its product dynein regulatory complex protein 11-like. Bases 1 to 2547 code for a protein of 848 amino acids. NCBI's taxonomy places the organism in Eukaryota, Metazoa, Mollusca, Bivalvia, Pectinida, Pectinidae. Gene Ontology annotation, molecular function: protein binding; ATP binding; ATP hydrolysis activity. The record is from RefSeq and is a predicted model, not a curated record. The transcript is spliced from 18 exons.